Daldinia caldariorum is the source of this 2058-nucleotide messenger RNA. Its product is annotated as amidohydrolase 2. Gene Ontology annotation, molecular function: hydrolase activity. The record is from RefSeq and is a predicted model, not a curated record. The coding region runs from base 542 to 1600 and encodes 352 amino acids. The transcript is spliced from 2 exons. NCBI's taxonomy places the organism in Eukaryota, Fungi, Ascomycota, Sordariomycetes, Xylariales, Hypoxylaceae.
UUUUGCUCAUGACGUCUGUACGUAACAUUACGUUCAACACUUAUAGGAAAUUACUUCGGACCACCGCAUAGGUCAAUAAUAUGCAGCUUUCCAUAGUGUAUACCUAAUACGGUACAUCCAAACAUGUGAGGUAUCACUUUCCAGAGCGAAUGAAGGCCAGACCUUUAAAGGGUGGCAGGUGGAGACAGACCAAACUGUGCAAACCCGUCUCAGGGGAAAUAGUGGGCAUUCAGACCUGAGGGAGGGUCAUGGCGGGGUAAGGUACAACGAAGUAAAAGCAGGGGAGAGAGGAGGUAUGGAGGUAGCUUCCAUUGGGGGGAGGGAAGGAGGUAUGAAGCUUUAGGAUAGAAGCUUGUUAAGUUACACCUCUAUUAAUCUUAAAAUUAAAACUUUACUAUCUUAAUUCUUUAGGUUAGGUACAUUAGUUAUUAAUAUCGUCCUAUAUUAUUCCCAAGCUAGGUUGAAUUAGUUACGUCCAAGAUAAGAAAAAGAAAAGAAAGAAACAGAGAAAAAAAAAGUUGGAGAAAUAAUUCAAAAAAAUAUGGCUGCCGAUAUUCCAAUCAUCGACGCUCACAUUCACCUCUAUCCCGAAUCAGAGCUCUCAACUCUAUCAUGGUGCACGCCCGAGCACCCGCUGCACAAGCAGCACUCGCUAGAAGAAUAUAAAGCCGCUACCGAGGGCUCCACGCCCAAAGGCUUCAUCUUCAUAGAGACAGACCGGAAGAACGAUCUGGAAGCCGGCGAGAAAGGCUGGGAGCACCCGCUGCAAGAAAUCUCGUGGCUGAAGCGCAUCGCGACGGGCCAGCCGAAGCCGGGCGAGGGCCACGUCGCGGAAGACGCCGCCCUGUGCGCCGCGUACGUACCCUGGGCGCCGUUGCCCAGCGGCGUCGAGGCCAUGGAGAAGUACCUCGAGCUGGCGGAGCGGGAGGCCGGCGAGAGCUGGCCCAAGGUCAGGGGCUUCCGGUACCUGCUGCAGGACAAGCCGCACGGCACGAUGCUCCAGGACAAGUUUAUCGAGAGCCUGAAGCUGCUCGGCCGCCGCGGCUUCGUGUUCGACUUGGGUAUUGACCAGCAUAACCGCGGCAGGACCCAGCUCGAGGAGGUCGUCGAGAUGAUUGACCGCGCGCACGACGGCGUGCCCGAGGACCAGAGAGUCACAUUUAUAAUCAACCACCUCUGCAAGCCAGACCUCAGCGUAUACAACGUGCAAACAAGCCCGUCCUUCAUCGCCUGGCGCACGGCGAUCUUCACGCUGAGCAAGUGCAGCCGGACGUACAUGAAGCUGUCGGGCGGCUUCUCCGAGAUGCCCGAGUCCCUGCGGCGGCGCUCGGCCGAGGACAUCUUCGACGCCAUCAGCCCGUGGCUGAGCGUCGUGCUCGCCGCCUUCGGCGCCGGCCGCAUCAUGUUCGCCAGCGACUGGCCCGUGUGCACCCUCGGCCUCGAGGACGACCCCGCUGACGGCUCCGCUGCCGACGGCGGCGCCUGGAAGAAGUGGAAAAAGAUCGUCGAUCGCCUGUGCUGGAUGGCCUCGUUCGGCGACGAAGAGAAGAGCCUGGUCUGGGGGGGCACUGCGCUUAAGGCUUAUGGUAUCGAGGCUUGAAGUGCUGAGGCUGGUGGUUGGGCGGUGGUUGGCGAAUGGGUUCAAUAGACGGGGGAAUAUUGAUGCUACAUCCAUCCCCCGUGUCUCGUGAUACGCAUAUGGUAUAAAUACACAGGCUUAGGUCUGAUGGAAAGUUGUCGGCGCGGGUAUAGGAAUUUAUUUCUAACCUACCUAGGUAGUUUAUUGUGUGGCUGUCUCGCAAUAGGUUGAACUACUAAAAAUGGUAUAUAGGAGACACACUGUCUUGAUGAUUUAUUAUAAGACAUUGUUUAUGAUUGUCACGAUAUGGUACCUCGUGCGCCUUAUGUUUUGAGUAGGACUAUAGGUAUCACAUGAAUAGCGAUCCUUGUGACUAAAUAUUUCUGCACUCUUCUUAUGUAGGUAGGUACCUACCUACAGUCCCCAAGACUUUACAGGUUCGUCUUAACUAUACGGAGACACACACAAAAAAUGAUAUG